AAACAAGCAACCGGGUUUUGAACCUGUUGCUUCCCAAUCUCUGCCAUGGCCCGGGCGUCGCCGCUGGCGGGCCGAAUUCGCCUGGGCCUCCGCUGGCAGUCAACCAUCCGCCUGGAGAAUCCCACGGCACAGCCAGGUCAACGGCCCUUCGAUUUGGGCCCAUUUGCCUGCCAUCGAGUGCCGCAGGAUGCGGAGCCCAUGCGAUUGGAUCGGUGGCUGCUGAAGCACGUCUGUUCCAAUUGGAACGCACGGCAGAAGCUCAUAGCCUCCAAGCAAGUUUGGGUCUUGGGUCCCCAGUCCACCCUGGAGCAGCACCGGGGGAGCGUGAUGAUCCCCCGGCUGCGGCCGGGCUGCAAGGGGAAGACCACCUUGAAGCCCCAGGACUUCGUGUACUUCCCCAAGGUCAUGACCCCCGUGCCCAAGCGCCGCGAGCCGGCGCCCAAGGAGCCUCCGGGCUGGCUGCUGCGCCGGCUGAUCUACAAAGACACCGACUUCCUGGCCAUUGACAAGCCCAUCGGCUGGUCAGUGAACCCGGGCAAGCAUGUGGGCGGCGCCCAUCUUCAGAAGCUCCUGCCGAGCCUGAAAUUUGGCAUGGAGGAGGCGCCGAAGUUUGUGCACCGCCUCAGCACGGAGAUCAGCGGCGUGCUGCUCUUGGGGCGGCACAAGGCGGCAGUGGCCUAUGCCAAGGACAUGAUCGCGCAGCGCGCCUUCUGGCAGCGAGAAUUGUGGGCGCUGGUGUGCGGCCGAACGCCCAAAUCUGGCCAGGUGUCCAUGCCGACGCUGUCCCUGGAGCGCCACGCCAAGAAGCACGUGGCAAAGCCCAUGCGCGAGGACGACGGGGGCUUGCCCGCUUUGACGGAGUACAGCAACAUCCGCUACUCCCCGCUGGCGGGGGGCUUGACCCUUUUAUCCAUGAAUCCCUACAGUGGCCGGUACCACCAGACGCGGGCGCAUUGCGCCUUCGGCCUGCGAGCGCCGAUCGUGGGAGAUCCCGUCUACUACGAUCUUUCCAACCACCUCUCUGAAUCAGAGGACUUCAAGCACAGGUACCACUCCACGGAGUCGCGCCAGGAGCGCCAGACGCUGCUGGGCGCGCAGCGCCGCCUCCACCUGCACAGCCGGCAGCUAACCCUUAAGACCUUCGCAGGGAAAGAGAUCACCGUCACCGCGCCGGUGCCACAGCACAUGGCGCGGUCCUUCCAGGCGCUGGGCUGGCAGGAUUGGCUCAGGCGCGCGGAGGGCCGCGCACAGCGGCUGGCGCCCUGGCGCGCGGAGGAGGACAAGCACCUCAUGGAGGCCUUGGCGCAGGUGCGAAAAGAGACCUCACCCCAUGCGGGCGAAGAAGCUGACGAAGCUGACGUUCUUGAAGACGUUGAGGAAGAUGAGCUUGAAGAGGAGCCGGAGGAGUCGGAUGAACUGGAGGAGCCGGAUCAUUUCCAGGAUGUCUUUGAGCUGGAGCGCGGCGGUCGCCGUGGGCGAAGGUCCAAGCGGCGGUGAGGUGAGGAUCUGGUUUGUACAUAGCUUUCCGGCGCAGCUGCAAGGCGCUUUGCGCAGGAGUGCGAGAGGAGUCCUCCGAUUCCAACG
Effrenium voratum is the source of this 1584-nucleotide messenger RNA. Lineage: Eukaryota; Dinophyceae; Suessiales; Symbiodiniaceae. The record is from the annotation of a GenBank genome assembly.